This is a messenger RNA of Malurus melanocephalus (red-backed fairy wren), 4871 nucleotides long. RefSeq names its product kinesin-like protein KIF1A. The transcript is spliced from 21 exons. NCBI's taxonomy places the organism in Eukaryota, Metazoa, Chordata, Aves, Passeriformes, Maluridae. The record is from RefSeq and is a predicted model, not a curated record. The annotation marks the transcript as partial.
AUCUUCACUUUCCGCGUGACAGUCCUGCAAGCUUCCAGCAUCUCCGCAGAAUACGCAGACAUCUUCUGCCAGUUCAACUUCAUCCAUCGCCACGAUGAGGCCUUUUCAACAGAGCCCUUGAAGAACACAGGACGAGGGCCACCACUGGGCUUCUAUCAUGUCCAAAAUAUCGCUGUGGAGGUGACGAAAUCCUUCAUCGAAUACAUCAAGAGCCAGCCGAUUGUGUUUGAGGUGUUUGGCCAUUACCAGCAGCACCCCUUCCCACCUCUCUGCAAGGAUGUCCUGAGCCCGCUGAGGCCAUCCCGACGCCAUUUCCCCCGUGUGAUGCCACUCUCCAAACCAGUGCCUGCGACAAAGCUGAGCACCAUGACUCGGCCCAGUGCUGGCCCCUGCCAGUGCAAGUAUGACCUGAUGGUCUUCUUCGAGAUCUGUGAGCUGGAGGCCAAUGGCGACUACAUCCCUGCCGUUGUGGACCACCGUGGAGGCAUGCCAUGCCAUGGGACUUUCCUCCUUCAUCAGGGCAUCCAGAGGAGAAUCACUGUCACCUUGGUCCAUGAAACGGGAAGCCUCAUCCACUGGAAGGAAGUACGGGAGCUGGUUGUGGGUCGAAUCCGGAACACUCCAGAAGCAGAUGAGUCACUCAUCGACCCCAACAUCUUGUCCCUGAACAUCCUGUCCUCUGGGUACAUCCACCCCUCCCAGGAUGACCGGCAGUUUCUUGAUUCGGAUAUGCCUAGCAUUUCGCUGGGAAAUGACACUAGGACUUUCUACCAGUUUGAGGCGGCGUGGGAUAGCUCCAUGCACAACUCGCUGCUGCUCAACCGUGUCACCCCUUACCGGGAGAAGAUCUACAUCACCCUGUCAGCUUACAUCGAGAUGGAGAACUGCACUCAGCCCGCUGUCAUCACCAAAGACUUCUGCAUGGUUUUCUACUCCCGUGAUGCUAAGCUUCCUGCCUCGCGCUCCAUCCGCAAUCUUUUUGGCAGCGGCAGCCUGCGGGCUUCUGAGAGCAACCGUGUGACAGGAGUCUACGAGCUCAGCCUUUGCCGUGUGGCUGAUGCCGGCAGCCCAGGCAUGCAGAGAAGGCGCCGGCGCGUGCUGGACACCUCUGUAGCCUACGUCCGGGGAGAGGAGAACCUGGCUGGCUGGCGGCCCCGCAGUGACAGCCUCAUCCUUGACCAUCAGUGGGAGCUGGAGAAGCUCAGCCUCCUGCAAGAAGUGGAGAAGACGAGACACUACCUGUUACUGCGUGAGAAGCUGGAGACGACCCAGCGCCUGGGCAUGGAGACCCUGUCACCCUGCUCCAGUGAGGAUUCUGAGUCCCGAAGCACCUCCUGCAUCUCCUCCCCACUUUCUGCUGACGGGGCCCCUGAAGGCCGCACCUCACCCCCUGAGACUCCCAGCGAGAGGCAGAAGGAGCUGGCAGUGAAGUGCUUGCGCCUGCUCACGCACACCUUCAACAGGGAGUACAGCCACAGCCACGUCUGCAUUAGCGCCAGUGAGAGCAAGCUGUCUGAAAUGUCCGUGACCUUGAUAAGAGACCCCUCCAUGCCAGCUCUUGGGGUCCCCACUCUCACCCCCUCCUCGACCUGCCCGUCACUGGUGGAAGGACGUUACAAUGCCAUGGAGGUCAGAACCCCCCAGAUGUCCUCCAGGGCAGAGAGUCCUGACCUGGAGACUGUGAUAGAAGGAGAGCAGAAGAAGUCCCCAGCCCGCCGGCCUGAGGAGGAGAAGGAGCCCCAGCGUUUGCUGGUGCCUGACAUCCAGGAGAUUCGAGUCAGUCCCAUCGUCUCCAAAAAGGGCUACCUGCACUUCCUGGAGCCUCACACCAAUGGAUGGGUGAAGCGCUUCGUGGUGGUCCGGCGUCCGUAUGUCUACAUCUACAACUCGGACAAGGAUGCGGUCGAGAGGGCCAUACUCAACCUCUCCAAGGCCCAAGUGGAGUACAGUGAGGACCAGCAGGCCAUGCUCAAGACCCCGAACACAUUUGCGGUGUGCACGGAGCACCGGGGCAUCCUGCUGCAGGCGAGCAGUGACAAGGACAUGCACGACUGGCUCUACGCUUUCAACCCUCUCCUGGCUGGAUCCAUAAGAUCCAAGCUGUCCAGAAGGAGAACAGCCCAGAUGMGAAUCUAACCUGAAAACCACCCUCCACCUCAUCCGUCUGCCAACAGGAUCAAGAUAGCUGAUUCUGUCUGAAGACUCCCCAUGUUAAUAUCUGAUCUUUCACACCAUCUGCUGCCCCAGCUCUCUGCUCCAUGGAAGGAUCUGUCUCGACUCACAGCUUCACAGGGGAAAGUCACUUCUGUUUGUAGCUGCAAAAGCCUGGACCCGCCUGGGCAGGAUUCCUCRUGCACGUGCCAUCUUCUGCCUGUCCCCCCAUGGGUGACCUUCAUAUCACACCAUCUAAUGCUCAAAAAAAGGUCCCUAUCAGAGGGGAGGGGGUGAGAAGGGUAAUUGUGGCCAAAAGCUGGUCUUUGAUCUAGAGAGAUGGGAAUGCAGUAAAGCUCAGAGCUGGGAGAGCAGGAGGAAUUGCCCUCAGGCAAAGGGAAAGUGGUAAUUUAGGUGUGGGAAUUCCCUAAUUUACUGAUGUUUCUGCAAGAGGCAGCGGAGUAAGAUCAGGUGUCAGUACUUUAAGAUUAUAUUUAUAAAGUAUUUAUUUCUAUUUACAUCACAAAAAUCCCCCCAAGUUGAGUCCUGGCCCCCAGCCAAUGCCUCCCCCAGGCAGGGGAGAGCCUUGGUGGUGGGCUGGGUUCCGGAGAUGCCUUCCCAGGACAUCCCUGGCUUGUGCCUGGCAGCAGUGCAGCUCUCACCCUCACUCUAUGCCCUUCCCCAACCAUUUCCUUUGCCUUCCCCUACAGCUCAAACGAUUUUCCCCCUAAGCAGUGGCCAGACAGCCCACCACGUCUUCCCAAAGAAGGCAAUUCCUACCUGCCCCAUCUACCUCUGGAAGGGAGGAGCUCACAGUCUCAGCUGGCCAGGGCACCCACGUCCAUGCGGAUGGGUCACUGCACUUUGGAGCUUGGUCCUAGUGGAGGGAAAAGGAGAGCUCUGGGGAUGGCUCUGCCUGUCACCCUGUGCUGGGCUACCCUAUCCAACCAAAAGCAUGUGGGCCACCUCCACUAUCCCAUCCUGGAAUCCCCACAUGUCUCAUCCAAAGGGAUUUCCCACUCUUAGGGCAGGAUGCCAAGGAUUCCAACCCUGCAGGGAGUGUGGAGGUUCAGGUGGAAAUGGGAAAAUUCCCCAGGAGCCACAACUAGGAAUGACCAUCCCACCCUUACACGGUCCUUCUUGCCCUUUCCCWAAAGGGCUUGCACAUCCCUUCUUCUCCCAGCAGGAUGACAGGCUCAAAGCAGAUCAAAGGGUGUCAGGGUGGGGAUGGGGCUUCUUUUUUCUGUUAUAGCUGAUGUUUUCUCACUCUCCCUCUACUGCAGAAGCGAGCACCCCCCUCCCUCCACCCUGCCUUCAUCAGCAUGUUAAUCUGGGGGCUUCCCACAUCGGAGGUGUUUUUGCUGAAAACACCUUCUCCUCCAGCCAUCACUGCUUCCCACCUCCUCCAGCAGCAGCUCUCUCUCUUCUCCCAUCUCUCACCUAGAUGUUUUUGUUCAGAGCUUCCCAAGUGGCCAGCAGCAUCUGGCACAGCUCCGUGUGGGAAGCUGGGCAUCUUCCUCCGUGCAUCUCCCAGGCAACCCCCCAGCUUUGCUGUCUCUUGUCCAGCACGGCUGCGCCUUGGCUCUGCCGCACCUCCCUGCACUGUCUGUGGGGUGUGGGUGUGCGUGUGUGUGUGUGUGUGUGGGACGUGGUGCUGUCUUCUUGUUAUACUCGUAUUGUGGGGGGCACGGACAGGCAGGGACACGGCAGAUGAGUAGAGGCUUGCAUGGGCCUCCUUGCUGCAUAUCAGGCACCCUUUAGCUUGGGUUUCAGGUCACAGAAAGUKUGGGGAUUUUUCUUAAGCACAUGCUGGUUCUGCCUGGUCUCGCCACAGCUCCUUGGGCGUCUUACCCCAUUAUUACAGCCCAUAGUUGCAGUGGGGCUGCUCCUCUCAGCCCUGCUCCCCUGCCCACGACAAGCUCUCCAUCAAACUGGUCUGUUUUCCUCUCUGUGAUCCAUUUUAGACCUGGAGGCUGACUUGUGCCCUUUAUGGAUGAAGAGGUGCCAGCCUGGAGGCACGGAGAGGCUGAGCUGGGGCAGUGCAGGGGCCAAGGCUGCAAUAUCCUAGCUCCUGUGCUCUGGGCAAAGACUAGUUGGUACCACCCCAGAUUUCAAUGUAAGGGGCUAAGGGUGGAGAAGCAGGGUACCUGAGGAGAGGCUCUUCCAGAAUGAAAGCYGCUUCUGGCAGAGACAGGACCAGUGUCUGUCAGGGACCAGACACCGGUUCGCCGGCCAGAGCUGUGUGGUGCUGCCUGUGCCACAGACAAGACGCAGCCAGCAAAAAGGCAUCCUCCAGCCAGAGCCAAAGCAUGCCUGAGGCCAGCAAACCUGCAGAGCAGGCGGCUGGGCUGGAGGUSGGGGCCGAGGAAGACAGGGCUUCCCGCUGGAUGCGGCACACGGGCCACCCUUGCCAUCUUACAGCAGCGCUCUGACCAGCACCGCGCUCCUUUGUCAUGGUCCUGGCACCCAUCCYCUCGGCAAGGAAUGCAAACCGGAGGUUUCAGCAAGACUAUAAGCCCAACCGGAAGGGAAAUUCCACAGGGCAGCGGGUGGCACGGGAGGCAGGCGGGCAUCGGCGGGCRGGCUGGAGCCAGAAGAGGAGGGAGGCCGCUCUCCGGUCCCCGCCGGCGCUCCCUGCCGCGUGCCAGGGGGCAGUACUGCGGGUCCUGGCCGUCCGUGCGCACGUGAGGCUUGUUCGGUUCUGAAAUAAAUGUCGCAUU